AAAUACGUUAUUCAUCAUUUAUUUACGCAAAAACUAUACGAAAUUUAUCCCAUUUUCACUUUUGAAUUUCAUUCGUGUGAUAUCAUUGGAAGAGAGUCUGGAUUCAUUUGAAAUAAAGGCGCUUACUGCUAUUUUGCAUUGCAGGUAAAUAUUCUUCUUACUUUAUGAAAAAAACACUCGAGAGUUUAGCCGAAAUGCAAAAUUCGCCAGAUGGAGACGUCACUUUCAGGAAACAGCUGCAUGAGUGUAUCGGAACAGCUCUUGGUGCUAUGGGACCGGAGGAUUUUUUGAGUGUUCUACCUCUCAAAUUGGAAGUUGAAGAUCUAACCGAGAGCAAUCAUUGGCUUUUUCCAAUUCUAAAACAGUACACCGUUGGUGCUGAUUUGAAUUUCUUUACCACGUUGAUUUUACCCAUGGUUGGAAAAAUGAAGCGGAAAUCUGCAGUGCUCCAGCAGGAAGGAAAAACUUAUUCAGCGAGAAGUGCUGAUGGAAUUGUGUACUCCUUGUGGUCACUGCUACCGUCAUUUUGCAACUACCCCGUUGAUACUGCUGAAAGUUUUAAGGGUCUGAAGAUAGAGUUAUGUACUGCUCUUAAAGAAGAACCUGAUGUCUGUGGUAUAAUAUGUUCCAGCUUGCAGAUCCUUAUCCAGCAGAAUAAGAGAAUACUGGAAGGGAAAGAGAAUACCCCGAAUACUGAAAUAGGCAUCUCAGAAAAACGAGCUAUUGCCCUGUAUACUGCAGAAGUUGCCGGCUCUAACUUGACUACGUUGAAGUCAUCUGCUCGUGACUUGUUGGUCGUUCUUACUGGAGUAUAUUCUGAAUCUUCUAAAGAAACUGGUGGCGUUUUGCUGUCUGCAAUCAGUGAACUUGCAUCAAUAUCAGAUAAAAAGGUGGUCACAUUGUUUUUCAAGAAAACCAUGCAGAACCUUCUGAAGUUGACAAAGGAGGCUGGAGUACAAAGGAACUCCUCAAAUUCAGAUUCCAUGCAGAUUGAUAACUCGUCCCACGAAGAUUCAUUGUCAACAGCCAGGGCACAGUUAUUUGACCUUGCAGUUUCCUUUUUACCUGGCUUAAAUUGCGAGGAAAUUGAUGUUCUCUUUGUUGCUGCCGAAAAUGUAUUGAAGGACACUGAUGGGUUGAUCCAGAAAAAGGCCUAUAGAGUACUAUCAUUGAUAUUUCAGCACUCUGAUGAUUAUAUCUCGCGAAACCUCGAAAAGGUGCUCAGUUUGAUGAUUGAAGUGCUGCCCUCUUGUCAUUUUUCUGCUAAACGAUACAGGCUUGACUGUUUGUACUUCUUGAUCAUCCAUGUUUCUAAGGAAGGAUCUGAACAGAGGAGGCAAGAAAUUACUGCUUCCUUCCUUACUGAAAUUGUAUUAGCCCUAAAGGAGGCUAACAAGAAAACAAGAAAUAGAGCCUAUGAGAUUCUUGUCCAGAUUGGUCAUGCAUGCGGUGAUGAGGAGAAAGGCGGCCAGAAAGAGAAAUUGGCCCAUUUUUUUAACAUGGUUGCUGGUGGUCUGGCCGGGGAGACUCCUCAUAUGAUUAGUGCUGCAAUGACAGGCUUAGCUCGUUUGGCUUAUGAAUUCUCCGACCUUGUUUCUGCUGCUUACAAUGUUCUUCCGUCCACUUUUCUCCUCCUGCAAAGAAAAAACAAAGAAAUAGUCAAGGCAAAUUUAGGUUUGCUGAAGGUAUUGGUUGCCAAAUCCCAAGCUGAAAGCCUACAAACUCACUUGCGAAGCAUGGUGGAAGGAUUGCUGAAUUGGCAAGAUAGUACCAAAAACCAUUUCAAAGCAAAAGUUAAAUUGCUACUUGAAAUGCUCGUAAAAAAAUGUGGUUUGAAUGCUGUGACUGAAGUCAUGCCUGAAGAGCAUAUGAAACUACUGAAGAACAUAAGAAAGCUCAAGGAGCGGAAAGAGAAGAAACGGUCUGCUAAAUCAGUAGAAGACAAGUCUGUUAUUUCAAAAGCGACAACAUCCAGGAGCCGAUGGAACCAUACAAAAAUAUUUUCUGAUUUUGGUGAUGAUGAAGAAAUAAACAGUGAUGACGAAUUCGAGGACAAAAAUAGUAUUUCUACUCGACGGACCAAGCAUUCCUCAGCGUUACAAUCCAAAGCAACUAUGUUACGAACCAAGAGAACCCGCAAGGCAGCAAAGAGCUUGCAAGAAGACACAUUUGACCAAUUAGACGACGAGCCUCUCGACUUACUGGACGGUCAGAAAACAAGAUCUGCUCUUCGAUCAUCACAGUUGGUAAAUAAAAAGCCCGAUUCGGACGAUGAUGAACCAUUCUUAGACUCAGAAGGGCGUAUAGUUGUUCAAGAAGAUGGCAAGUACAAAAAGUUGGACAGGAAAAAGAAACGAGAGAUGCCUUCUGACGAGACUGACGAGUUAGAUGGAAGAAGGAGCGAAGCUGGGAGUCACUUAACGAGAAAUACCCAAAAACGUAGGAGAACAUCUGAAUCUGGAUAUGCAUACACAGGCAAGGAGUAUUCGAGCAAAAAGGCGGGCGGUGAUGUAAUGAGAAAAGACAAGCUUGAGCCUUACGCUUAUUGGCCACUUGACCAUAAAAUGGUGAGUCGAAGGCCGGAGCAUAGGGCGGCUGCUAGAAAAGGUAUGUCGAGCGUGGUGCAGUUAGCGAAGAAGCUUCAAGGUAGAAGCGUUGCAAGUGCACUUUCUGUUAACGGGGUGUUACGGGGAAAGGGCAAAAAGAAAGGUAACCAAAAGAAGAGGUGAAUUAAGUUAUAUGAUUUGUUUUUGUAGAUUUAGAAAUUGGUAGUUUUUUUUUCUUUCGGUUAUUUUUGUGGGGUUUAUUGAGGUUUUUUUAACUCUUGUAACAUUAUUAUUGUACACCUACUACAGUUCUUUUUUAAGGUUUAUUCUUGGGACAAGUUAUUCUUAGUGCUUGAAAAAACCCUCGUGUGUGUACCUAAGAAUUCGAAAGUGAACGAGUAAUUUAUACAGACAGGUGAGCUCGACUUUUUCGAACUUGAUUUUAUGGGAUCUUGUUUAAUGUU
Molecule: messenger RNA, 3010 nt
Organism: Erythranthe guttata (spotted monkey flower)
Lineage: Eukaryota; Viridiplantae; Streptophyta; Magnoliopsida; Lamiales; Phrymaceae
Source: RefSeq, a predicted model, not a curated record